Messenger RNA from Caretta caretta (loggerhead turtle), 2382 nucleotides. It is a transcript of the gene THRA, whose product is annotated as thyroid hormone receptor alpha. Gene Ontology annotation, cellular component: RNA polymerase II transcription regulator complex. Lineage: Eukaryota; Metazoa; Chordata; Testudines; Cheloniidae. Gene Ontology annotation, molecular function: zinc ion binding; RNA polymerase II cis-regulatory region sequence-specific DNA binding; nuclear receptor activity. Gene Ontology annotation, biological process: thyroid hormone receptor signaling pathway; retinoic acid receptor signaling pathway; negative regulation of transcription by RNA polymerase II. The record is from RefSeq and is a predicted model, not a curated record.
CCGGGGACACGCAGCCAGAGCCGCGCUCCCAGCCCCGGAUUUACAGACCCGGCCCCGCGCGCGCAGCCACCGGCCCGGGGCCGCCGGGGCCCCCGCAGCCGGGCCGAGCCGAGCCGAGCCGAGCCGCCGCUUCCUGCCGGGAGAGCGGGGCGGAGAGCCGGGGGGCAGGCGAGGAGCAGCCCCGCCGAGGAGGGAUCCAAGUGGAGGAAGAGGAGGGGCGUGAAGCAGCCUCGCCCUGCCCCCCCACCCUGGUGUCACCUACAACUGGUGUCUCCCACUGGGAUCGGCGCCCCUCCCCCCCCCGACCCCCGGGGGAUGGUCUCCGCCAGCGGGCGCUGAGCCGGGCGCCAUGGGGAGCGCGCCAUAGACACCCCCCGGCGCCCCGCGUCUGCCGUGGCGGCCGCGGUGCAGAGCACCUGGGGGCGGAGCCCACCUUGGUCUCUCCUGAGCGCUCCUGGAUGGAAUUGCGGUGAAUGGAACAGAAGCCCAGCACCCUGGACUGCCUGUCGGAGCCAGAGGAAACCCGGUGGCUGGAUGGGAAACGCAAAAGAAAGAGCAGCCAAUGUUCGGUGAAGAGCAGCAUGUCAGGGUACAUCCCUAGUUACCUGGACAAAGAUGAACAAUGCGUCGUGUGCGGUGACAAGGCGACUGGCUACCACUACCGCUGCAUCACCUGCGAGGGCUGCAAGGGCUUUUUCCGACGGACCAUCCAGAAGAACCUGCACCCGACCUACUCCUGCAAGUACGAUGGCAGCUGUGUCAUCGACAAGAUCACCCGCAACCAAUGCCAGCUCUGCCGCUUCAAGAAGUGCAUCGCCGUGGGCAUGGCCAUGGACUUGGUGCUGGACGACUCCAAGCGGGUGGCCAAGCGGAAGCUGAUCGAGGAGAACCGGGAGCGGCGGCGCAAGGAGGAGAUGAUCAAGACCCUGCAGCACCGCCCGGAGCCCAGCGCCGAGGAGUGGGAGCUGAUCCACGUGGUGACGGAGGCGCAUCGCAGCACCAACGCCCAGGGCAGCCACUGGAAACAGAAGCGGAAAUUCCUGCCCGAGGACAUCGGCCAGUCGCCUAUGGCCUCCAUGCCUGAUGGGGACAAGGUUGACCUGGAGGCGUUCAGCGAGUUUACAAAAAUCAUUACCCCAGCCAUCACCCGCGUGGUGGACUUUGCCAAAAAACUGCCCAUGUUUUCAGAGCUGCCUUGCGAGGACCAGAUCAUCCUGCUGAAGGGCUGCUGCAUGGAGAUCAUGUCGCUGCGGGCGGCCGUGCGCUACGACCCCGAGAGCGAGACGCUGACACUGAGCGGCGAGAUGGCCGUCAAGCGGGAGCAGCUGAAGAACGGCGGGCUGGGCGUGGUGUCCGACGCCAUCUUCGACCUGGGCAAGUCGCUCUCCGCCUUCAACCUGGACGACACGGAGGUGGCCCUGCUCCAGGCCGUGCUGCUCAUGUCCUCAGACCGCACCGGGCUGUUGCGGGUGGAGAAGAUCGAGAAGUGCCAGGAGACCUUCCUGCUGGCGUUCGAACACUACAUCAACUAUCGCAAACACAACAUUCCCCACUUCUGGCCCAAGCUGCUGAUGAAGGUGACCGACCUGCGCAUGAUCGGAGCCUGCCACGCCAGCCGCUUCCUGCACAUGAAGGUGGAGUGCCCCACCGAGCUGUUCCCACCCCUCUUCCUCGAGGUCUUUGAGGAUCAGGAAGUCUAGGGCGGGGGGGAGGGGAGGGGGCCAGGGGGCGGGGCCAGGACUCGGGCGAGAGCCCCGCCCCCAGCCCCUCCUGGACACGUUUUACUUGGUUCUUUUUCGUUUUGGUUUGUUUUUCUAAAUAUUGCGCGUGGGUGUCAACCGGCAGUGCCGCCCCCGCCCCCCACCCCCGUGGAGGGGGUGGGACCAUGGGGGCGGGGCUGCUGUCGGGGUGGGGGGAGGGGCAAAACUUUUCAAAAACCACACAAAACUUGGGCUUGGCUUGGGGGGAGUUGGAUUUGGAGUAGCAGGGGAGGAUAAGUGGAACCUGGAUCUCCUUUCCUCUGAACCCCUCAGUUAUGGGGGUGUUGGGGGGAUGGAUACAUAGCCCUGAUUUCCACCCAACUGCAGGACGAACCCCCCCACACACAGUAUUCUCCGUCCCAUCACCUCCCUGGCACUGGGCUCAGCUGGCACCUCACGGCUCCCCCCAAAUAAACCUCUCUCGUUCCACGGACUUUAUGAAUUUUGUUUGUUUGCACAGGACAGUCCCAGACGUCAGAGCGUUUGUUUCCCUUAUUAUUUCCUUAGGUGAUUUUGUUUUUGUUCUUUUUAGCAUUUAUUCCCUCCCUGAGAGGCUAAAAUAUUAACUAACUGCACUUUGAGAAGAGAAAAGCUAUUAAAUUAUUAGCGGGGAGAACCUGGG